UUUAAGCCUGCAUGUUCUCCUUUUCUCAUUCCUGUAUAUACCUUCGAAGGUGAUAAGUCAAUUGGAGAUAGUUAACGAACAAGAUGAUGGCUCUAAAACCUGUAUUUGCCGCAUUUCUAGUGUUUAACUCAUUGUCUGCUAUUGUUGCCGGUAUGACCCACAAAUGUCAGGACGAGAAAAAUCGCUUGAUUUUUGAAGGAAGAUGCUACUGGAUAAUAUUUGGCACUGUGACGACAGACGAGGCUUCCCAAAAAUGUCUGUUCGAGAAUGCAAUUCCAGCUAACAUUUACAGCUCAACACAUUUUCUCGAGGUCCUGAAGUACUUGUGUUCUAUGUCCACCACCGAACACUUUGCACUUGGAAUGCGAUAUGAUAAAAACACUGGUGUAGUGACCAAUUACGAUGGCUCUCGAGCAAAAUUUGUUAAAUGGUCUCAAGACGAACCAAAGCCUUACAGAGGUGUAGCGGUUAACUUAGCACAUUCAGAUCCAUAUGAUUUAUCAAAUGGAAUGCAUACAUGGAAUAAAGAAGCUGGAGUUUUAUGUGAAACUGGAGAUCUUAGCUGCCCUGAUCUUGAAUUCAGUCAACAAAAUGGUAAAUUAGAAUGCUCAACGGGCAACAUGUACAACUCGAUAUGCACACUAUCCUGUGAUCCUGGAUAUUCACUGUUCGGUUCUACAAACAUAAUCUGCCAAGGAGAUUUGACAUGGAGUGGUGCACUACCAACAUGUCAGCCUGAUUGUCCUAAACUUGAUGUCACAAAUCCCUUCCAAUCAAUUGAAUGUACUGAAGGAUAUAAACUUGAAUCUACAUGCACACUUACAUGCGGCGUUGGGAGCUCUCCGGGGAACGAGGCUACUUUAACAUGUAACAACGGGGGAAUUUGGUCCUCCGUACAACCUGUUUGCAAAGUAGAUGUAGUUUGCCAAGAAAUUGACUUUAGCGGAAAGUCCGGAACAAUGCUGUGUACGGAUGGAGCUAGCAUUGGGAGCGAGUGCGCAUUUUCCUGCAACGGUAACAACAUCCGUAAAGGACCUUCGAAAAUAAUAUGUCUUCCUAAUGGUGAAUGGUCCAAUACUCCUCCUGUAUGCAAAGAUGUUGAAUGUCGACCUAUCGACUUUAAAGAUGAAAACGGACAUAUGUUAUGUACUGAUGGUUUCAAUUACGGAAGUACAUGCUCGUUUGAAUGUGACUCUGAACUCAAAUUAUGGGGUGCAAAACAAGUGGCGUGUUUGUGGAAUGGAAAAUGGACGAAUGACCACCCUACUUGUAGAGAAUUUGAUCCGAGAUGUCCAGCUGUAACAAAUGGUCUUUCCUGCACUAAAGAAUGUGAAAACAAUCAAGACUGCAAUGGCAAAAAUAAAAUUUGCUGCCCAUCGGAAUGCGGAUCAGUUUGCACAGAAGUUAAAAAAGCAAAAGGAUUACCAUUAGAUUUCCUGAAACGACUUUUACUGUUAUCGUUGUUGAGUGGCGGAAACAAUCGUUGCCCACGUUGCUCGGUCAACGCUUGUCUUGUUACAAAAUGUCCAGCAAAUCUCAAUGCAAUAUGCAGAACAAGUUGUAACGGAUGUCGAGCUCAUUUUUAUGAUCCAACGAGCCAAUAUCGUGAAAUUACUAACCAAUGUGGGUGCUCUCGCAACUAUCCUGCAGUAUCUAAAUGUCAUCCAGACCAGUGCAACGGCGAAAGAUGUGGACAUCAACCAUAUUCAAAAUGUCGAGUGAGCAGCUGUGGCCAAUGUCAUCUUCGAUUUUACAAUCAUUAUGGUAAAGAGGUUUGCAGGCAGGCACCCCAAAAUACUCAAAAAGCUGGACACAAACACGGCGAGAACCAUCACCAUCAUAUACAAUAUUAAAAACGUAUACAUUAUAUAUACUGAGAUAUAACGACAUAUGUAAAGUCAUUAAAAUGAUUCGUGAAA
Styela clava is the source of this 1919-nucleotide messenger RNA. RefSeq names its product E-selectin-like. Lineage: Eukaryota; Metazoa; Chordata; Ascidiacea; Stolidobranchia; Styelidae. Gene Ontology annotation, cellular component: extracellular region. The record is from RefSeq and is a predicted model, not a curated record. Gene Ontology annotation, molecular function: peptidase inhibitor activity.